This is a messenger RNA of Leptinotarsa decemlineata (Colorado potato beetle), 4232 nucleotides long. RefSeq lists its product as uncharacterized. The record is from RefSeq and is a predicted model, not a curated record. NCBI's taxonomy places the organism in Eukaryota, Metazoa, Arthropoda, Insecta, Coleoptera, Chrysomelidae. Gene Ontology annotation, biological process: regulation of DNA-templated transcription. Gene Ontology annotation, molecular function: RNA polymerase II cis-regulatory region sequence-specific DNA binding; DNA-binding transcription factor activity, RNA polymerase II-specific.
UUGCAAAUAUCAGAAGAAGCAUUCGUGAUAACAUCGAACUGCGGAAACAUUAUAAUUGUGUUAUUAUUUCAGCGAUUUUUGAACAGCAUCACAUUGUUUUGGUUGAUACAAUUCUUGUUGAAAUAGUGGUAACUUGCCAGUGACACUAUGUCGAAGCGCUCAUCGGGUGAACAGAAAACAACUGUUCCCAAGUUGUUCUGCAUAGACUGCUGUAUAGAGUUUCCGAAUAAAUCAGUUUUAGCAGACCACAUGAGGAGUCAUAUAGCAACGGUACCAUUUUUUUGUCAUUUGUGCCCCAACGUAGUCUUCUCAACUUCUGCUAAUUAUUUGGAACAUAGGAAAGUGCAUACUGCAAAAAUCCAAUGCCGAUUUUGUCGAAAAACUUUUCCUACCUGGGAACUAGUAGAAAAACAUGAACGUGAACAUGAAACAUUUAGAUGUCAAACUUGUUUGGGGGUAUUUGAUAUUUUGCUUUGGGAGCCACACAAUAAAAUCCAUUUUGGAGAAACUUGGACGGAUGCAGCAAGUACCUCUGCAGUAUCACAAAAUCGUAACAAUGAAUUUGAAACAUCAUCACUUCCUGGUCCUUCUUCAGUACGAGAUAUAAAUGAAACCGCUUCGAAUGAAAAUAAAACUAGUCCUCUAGCGGCUAACGAUAGAGGUUAUACAUGCCAAACUAUUUCAGCUGGUACUUCAAGAAUAUCACCCAAUGACAUUGCCAAGAAUUAUGCCUCUAAUAUAGGCCAGAGAGAAUCUCCUUCUAGAAGAAAUAGAAUUAUCGACAGAAAAAUGUCCUUUGAAUCACUACAAGCUGUUUCAGCUGGUACUUCAAAAAUAUCACCCAGUGAAAUUGCAAAGAGUUGUGCCUCUAAUAUAGGUCGAAGGGAAUCUCCUUAUAGAGAGAAUAGAAUUAUCGACAGAAAAAUGUCCUUAGAAUCACUACAAGGUUUUUCAGCUAGUACAUCAAGAAUAUCACCCAGUGACAUUGCAAAGAGUUGUGCCUUUAAUAUAGGUCAGAGAGAAUCUCCUUCUAGAGGAAAUAGAAUUACCGACAGAAUGUCCUUAGAAGCACUACAAGCUGUUUCAGCUAGUACUUCAAGAAUAUCACCCAGUGAUAUUGCAAAGAGUUCUGCCUCUUAUAUAGGUCAGAGAGAAUCUCCUUCUAGAGGAAAUAGAAUUAUCGACAGAAUGGCCUUAGAAUCACUACAAGCUGUUUCAGCUAGUACUUCAAGAAUAUCACCCAGUGACAUUGCUGCAAAGAGGUGUGCCUUUAAUAUAGAUCAGAGGGAAUCUUCUUCUGAAGGAAAUAAAAUUAUCCACAGAAAAAUGUCCUUGGAAUCACUAAAAGCUGUUUCACCUAGUACUUCUAGAAUAUCACCCGGCAGAAAAAUGUCUUUAGAGUCACUACUAGAUGGUCCUUGUGAAGAGAAUAGAAAUGAAACUGCUUCAGCACGAAGCUCCAGUAUAAGUGAUAUCGCAAAUAUUUCUCUGGAGAAUUUGCUCGGAUCUCCUACGAAGCGAAACAGAUAUGAAACUGAUAAUAUUUCUGGACGAUCAGCACAUGCAACUGGAUCAGGGACAAAUAUAAAUGUAACCGAAAAUACGGUAUUGCCAGGAACUUCCAAAAAUCAAAAUAGAAAUGAGGUCAUUAAUUUAGAUCAGGAAGCCACCAUAACAUAUCCUACCCCUGUUUAUGUGUCACCAAUGAUGGAGGCUGAGAUACUACAUCAUUUAAAUCGAACUGAGAGCACUGAUAAUACCCCGAUGCAAUCUCAGGCACAACAAAACACAAAUGAAAGGGACAAUUUGCCUGGAACCCAAAAGAAACGAAAUGAAAAAAAACGAUAAAUAGUCAUAAAGGCAUUGCUCGAAAUUCCUAUCGAACGAAAUAAAAAUGGUUAUGAUGAUGAAAUUCGGAAAACAAAUGAGUGUUAGUUGAAACCUGAAACUGUGUUGGUAAAUGAAGAGGACAACACCAAAACCAGGUCGAUAGUGUUUCUAUUAUAGUGGAAAACUCUACUGGACAAAAUCAAACCAAAGAUACUUCUGAAACUUCUACAGAUAAUUUUUCAUCUGACUCAAUUCCUUCAUCAUCAUAUGUGACUUUAUCACAAAAAUACUGCUCUGCAGAAAAUUAACUUUCAUUUCAUUACUUCUUGUUGUCACCUGCUGAGCUACAACUUUUCCGACCCAGUAUUAAUUUCUUAUUUCUCAUUUCCGAUUGGGUUCUCGUAUGACUUUUAAAUUAUGAUUCCCUUUCAGUUCUUCAUCGAUGUUUUUUCAUUCGAAUGAACUACAAAGGAAUUUAGUUCACUUUAUUUAAACUUGUUUGACCAUUGUCAUCUGACAUUUCCGAAAAAUGCAUCUGACAAUUAUUUGUAGUUUUUUAGUCUGUAUACUCAGAAAACUGAUUUUUGAUUUCCUGAUGAUUCAGAGAUAUUCUUCAUUGGAAUUUUGUUUUUUAAAUCCCUUGCUAGAAGAAGACUGUUCAGCAGAAACAGUUGAUCGAUUGCUGAGUGCCUUCAACUUACUCAAACCUCAGACCUUGAUGAGGUUACAUAUGGUAUAUAAUACAUUUUCAUCAAUGAUAUUGAAAACGAGGCUAGUUGGAUUUGUGUCUAGGCACGGGAAUCUGACAAAUAAUGACAAAUAUAGAGUCGCUGACAAAUUUGACUAUUUUUCGAUGUAUUUUCUGUGUAUGCAGAUAUAUUGAUAAUGAAAAUAUGUUGAGAAUCUUUUGUUACAGAAUAUUUCUAUUAGCUUUCACAGUUCGUUCAUGAAAUUUCUGUACAGGAUGCCUUCGAUUUGGGCUACCCUGAACGCAUUUGUAUUUUUAAUAGCCAUUUUUGAUAGACACUAUUCGAUACUGAUACUGACAAAUUGAAUUGCCUUCGAUAUUCUUGAGAUAUAGAGUAAUUUGAUGAUCGUCAGGAACAUUAUAAUUUAAUUUUAUUACGGUCCUGAUAUUCACUCUAGUGAUAACAAUACGCACUCUUUAUAUCACAGCUGAUUUUCGAAAUUUUCUCUGGCGAUCCUUUUCCGUUCCUUGUAUAAAUCUUUGAGGUUAACAAAACAGUUCUGGUAUAUACUCUUGCAGGAGUCAAUCAAAAUUCUAAGUAGGAGUUUGGAGAGAAAUGAAUUGGUAUUGAUCUUGACCAGCAAAUGAAUGAAUUAAUUUGAAACUCCUAUGAAGUUUUAUAUUUCAGAAACUAAUAACAUAAAUCCAGACAUGUUUCUCAUUUUGAGAAUACUGAAGGAAUGAUGUAUUAUUUCAGGCACUUUUAUCUUGGUGAUCUUGGUGAUCUUGGUGAUUUUUUACACAGAAUUCGAAAGAAACUUCAAAUUAGAAAUACCACCACUUACAGACCAGAGUCAACGUCAGUUGACUGAUCUUUAUAUUGCAAAGUGUUUUAUUUUAAUAGGAAAAAUGUACAUUGUCUAUCAAAAAAUUGCUCUAAAAUUCCAAACUUGAAGGUGAUCCAAGUCGGAUGACACUUUAUAACAAUUCAUUGUACAUAUUUAUUCUGAUAGCUGAUUUGAGAUUCACGUGACAAAUUUUCCAUAUUUCUCUAAAUGAAGGAGGUAUUAUAAUAAAACGUAAAACUUGUCAUUUUUUCCGUAUAUCUUUAGAAUCAAAAGAGCAAGAAGGAGUUUAUUCCCUAUAGUUCAUUUGAUAUACAUAUGGAAACUCUGUAUUCUAAAUGUUACUUGAAUUUGGUAUGCCUAUGUCGGAGAAAGAUUGAAGAAAUCAACCUUUUUUUAAUUUACUUUUGAUUUUCUUUUGAAAUAAUUUUUAAAUCUUUUUCAAUUUGAAAAGAUACAUACAGUUGUUUCAGAUUCAGUUGAUUUCAAUGUUUUGCCUUUUGGCAUAAUUUACCCACCCAUUCGGAGAUUUCCCAAAUUCACUUUAUAAAAUUCAAUUAAUGAAGUUGUAAAUGCUAGCUUUUGACGAACUAUUUGAGUUUUAUUUCUAUACAGUUUAUAUAUGUUUUGUCUUGAAGUUCAAUCGAUAUUUUUUUUGAAAGAAUAUAUUUUGAAUAUUUUCUAUUAUAUUUGAAGGUCUACAUUUCUUGAUUGUAUUUUUUAUUGUGCAAUAUUUGUAUAAUUGAGAUUCUUUGUCGAUUACUGUGGAAGAAAUUGAAUUUCUGUCUGUGGAGUUCAUUUUUGUUCAACUCAGUAUUUGUAACUACAGUGAAAUUGUUGCAGAUGAAUUACUAAAUAUUGUAAUUGAA